AUGGAGACACCAAAUCCCGAGCUGUUGGAGGAAGCGGUUCCGCUUUCAAAGUCUCUCCAUGAUGUCCUGUUAGACCUCCAUGAGCAUCCGUACCCCUGUGUCCCCAAUCCGCCAUCAUGCAAGAAACGUGCCUCUGUGGCCCUCGUUCUUCGAGUCCGACCUACGUAUAACCACUGGCCCGAUUCGCAACACCCCCUUUCUCCACAAGACAACACUGCGUCUGUCAAACAGCGCCUGGAUGCCUUCUUCUCUCAAGGCUGGGUUCAGAAAGGUGAUCCUGAGGCUCUCUUUAUCAAGCGAGCUUCCCGUGUAGGAGACCGCUGGACCGGCCAUAUUGCCCUACCAGGAGGGAAGCGAGAUCCAGAAGAUGCAGAUGACAAAGCUGCCGCGAUCAGGGAAACAUCGGAGGAAGUAGGACUCGACUUAACGACAGACGACUGCAUAUUUGUGGGAAAUUUGCCGGAGCGUGUCGUAUCUACUGGUUGGACCUCUGUGCCCUUGAUGGUUCUUUGUCCCUAUGUGUUCCUGUUAACAUGCAGUGAUUCCCCAACUCUCCGAUUACAGCCGACCGAAGUUGCUUCAACCCACUGGGUUUCUCUCAACGUUCUCCUUUCUCCAUCGCAGCGUACAGUGGAAUAUGUCGAUAUGUCGCAACGGUACGCGAAAACGGCCGGGUUCAUUACCAAUCUUACCUCUCGUUACAUGUUGGGCCUCAUGGAGUUUUCUGCCGUCCGGUUGAGACCAACUGAGAGCCUCCAUUGCAACGUAUCCCCUGGGUUUGUGAAUCAAGAUAGCCAGGCAUCAUCUUCGCUACUACAACGAUUCAAGACGUGGUUCUUACCAAACCAAACUAGUUCUAACAUUCAGCCUCGACCACUUCUUCUCUGGGGUUUGACCCUGGGUAUUUUAGCUGACUUUUUAGACAUGCUUCCGCCUCACACAGCUGUGCAAUUAUGGGAGCACCCUACAUUUACUUCCCCUGAUUUACGGUUGAUUAUCAGCAUUCUAACAUAUCGCCUACGAAAACGCAACAGGCUCCAAGUCAAGUCUGGAUCUCAGCCAAGCAACACAACGAUUGACAAUCAAACAGUUGCUGUAGCUGCAACAUAUGAUGCUGUGCACGCAAACCAAAUGCAUAAUGAAGUAAGCGUCGAGGGGCUGGGGGUUGGCAGAUACUAUGGGUCAUCCGUUAACAGAGAAUUGGAACGUGAGACACAUGCUGUUGGUAUCAUGCUCAAAGGCUAUUAUGCCAGACUCCGAAUUGCUAUCCAGAUUUUCCUGGCGUGGCGGGCUGCUAUAGGGUCUUUGGCUUUGAUUUACGCAUGGAGACUACUGCGACACCGCAAGCGAUUUGCACAGUGCUAA
Messenger RNA from Aspergillus alliaceus, 1365 nucleotides. Its product is annotated as NUDIX hydrolase. The coding region runs from base 1 to 1365 and encodes 454 amino acids. The record is from RefSeq and is a predicted model, not a curated record. Lineage: Eukaryota; Fungi; Ascomycota; Eurotiomycetes; Eurotiales; Aspergillaceae. The transcript has 2 exons. Gene Ontology annotation, molecular function: coenzyme A diphosphatase activity.